GAGCAGGAAGCGGCGGCGGCGGCGGCGCCGGAGGGGACCCGCGCCCGCCCGCCCGCCUCGGCGCCGGGCCCAUGAGGGGAGAUGGCGGCGGGCCGAGCGCUGGCCGCGCUCCUGGCCGCGCUCCUGGCCGCCUCGGCACAGCUGCUCCCGCGGGAAGCUUCCUUUACAAUCUCUCUUCAUAAAGAGGACAACACCACAGUUAUGAUUAAACUGAAACCUGUUCUUCCACUGAGCUGUCGAAUCCGCAUGAAAAAUAUCUUCAUGUCGGAACUCAAGAUAAAGCCUGGGGACAAUGUGACUUUUACCUUCACCUGUAGUACUCCAGAGAAGUAUUUCAUCGCAGAAAUUCAGAAAAAUAUUGACUGUGUGUCAGGCCCGUGUCCCUUUGGAGAUGUUCAUCUUUACCCACCGGGGCUACCUCGCCUUAACAGGACUUACAUCUGGGACGUGAAGGCAAGUACAAAAGCUGGACUUGAACUAAAAUUUUCUACCUCCUGGCUAAGACAGAUUGAAGCAGGAGAGACGUGCCCAGACUCCGUUAGCUACAACAUCAACAGCUGUAUUGAUAAGGCCACGGUGAACAUUGGCACUUUCUGCAGGAAUGGCUCCGUGUCUCGCAUCAAGCUGCUGGGAGGAGUUGUCAUGUCCCUGCACCUCCCGUGGCACUUGCCUCUCACCACCUCAGGCUUCAACAUAGCCAACAGGGCUUCCAUAAAACGGUUAUGCAUCAUUGAAUCCAUUUUGAAGGGGGAGUCUUCAAUCACCCUGAUGUCCCCAAACUACCCACUGGGCUUUCCAGAAGACGAGCUCAUGACGUGGCAGUUUGUGAUUCCUCCCAACAUGAGAGCAAGCGUGUUCUUCCUCAACUACAGCCUCUCCAACUGCGAAAGGAAGGAGGAGAGGGUGGAGUACUACAUCCCCGGCUCCCCCAGCAACCCGGAGGUGUUCAAGCUGAGCGACAGCCAGCCUGCCAAUAUGGCUGGCAGUUUCAACAUGUCCCUGCAGGGCUGUGAUCAGGAUGCCCAGAACCCAGGCAUUCUUCGCCUGCUCUUCCGAGUCGUCGUUCAGCACCCGCAGGUUGAUGAGAAUGUCACCCAUUUGGUCGACCUGAGCAAGGAGAGGAACAUGACUGUGACAAUACACUUGGAAGGGUGGCUCAGCCACAUCCCUCUCAUGUCUGAACCUGUGUGCCUGAUCUGCAAGGAUCCUCGCACCUGCGACCGCGUCUUGACUUUAACCUCUGGUGCCGUCUACAGGAUCUCCUUUCUGUGCAAGGACUUGUCCCGGCUGAGGAUCACGGCUGAAAAAGUCAUAGGCUGUAUGGAUAUUCGUUGGUGUCAGAAGAAGAUCUAUUCCCUUUCAGUGCCCAAGGCUAUUACCCGAUUGCCAAUUCGACUACAUAAGUUUAUUUGGAGGCUCUUGGCCACUGAUAUGAUCAACAUAGAAAUUAUGUCUCCGUCCUUGAAACUUCAGCAACACGUCUCAGAGCAGAGGUGCAACAUGAGCUACAGUUACAACAUUGUUAGUGCCACCCCGGAGACAGAGCUGAAUGUUGGUGUGUUCUGUCCCGGUGGAUCUAUUGAAAAGAUUCAGAUGAGGAAUAAUAUCACCAUAUCCUUAAAAACAUUUGGUAAAGGAUUCAUCAAUGAGUCAAUCCCUCAGGAUCUGAAAAUGUCUUUCGUGCCGCAUAUUAAAGAUGAGUGCAUAUUCACUGUGAGUCCAGAUCCAAAAGCUAAAGUUUACUUGCAGACUCCCAACUGGCCUUACGGCUUACCUCCCUAUGUUUCCAUAUCCUGGCUGAUCGCUGUGCCCAGCAAGCAGACUGCCCGCCUCGGGUUCUCCAAGGACCGCAUGGGCAUUGCCUGUGAGACGGGCCGUGCCUACGUCAACAUCAAGGAGGAGACUCUGGGAGCAGAGGAGAUCGUGCGCCGCGAGGACGAGCUCCUGCCCCAGCCCCGAAACAUGCUCCACAACUUCUGGGUGAACGUCUCCAACUGCAGACCCGUGGAUAAGACGCAGCUGACCUUGCAGUUCUGGGUGACUUUGGCUGACAAGCAGAUAGACCUCGGAAUCAUACUUGCUGUGGUGGCUGGGGCUGGAGUUCUCACAGUGAUUGGACUGACUGUAUGCUGUGUUAAGAAGAAGAAGAAGAAAACCCAGAAUCCCAUGGUGGGAGUGUACAAUGAUAACGUGAAUACCCAGAUGCCUGGAAAAAAGGGCUUAUUCAGAAAAGAGAGGCAAAACAAUGAGUCUCAUGUCUAUGCAGUUAUUGAUGAUGCUGUGGUCUAUGGACACUUGCUGAAGGAGUCCAAUGGCUCAGUCUCUCCAGAAGUCGAUGUCUACCGGCCUUUUGAUGGACCCGUUGGUAGCUUGCCACCUUCUCCACCUCCAUUCUCCUUCAGAAAAGACAUUAAACGCUCUUCUAACACCGAGGAGGAGCCUCUGUCCCUGGCAGACACAGACCAAGACACUUACACGUUUGCUCAUCAGAAGUCGGGGCAGUCAGAGGACAAUGGAGAUGCAAAUAAAAAGGAUAAGGGAGAUACAAGCGUGCCCUUGCUGGAAAAUAAGGAAUGAGAUGGUUUAGUGGAGUAAUUUCAUGCCAGGUAUAGCAGUUUCCUGUGGAAACACAGGUGUAAGGACAGUGGCCUAGGAGAAAAACAUACUGAAGAGUAGUGUUAUUUUUAACUAAGUUUUUAUCUUGUUUUGUUUCAUGUAUGUGUUUUCAGUUGUUUUUUGUCCUUUUUUUUUAAUUUCAGCUGUUGAUAGCUUUCAGUUUUAAAGUGAACACCUAGCAAACUCAGUACCAGUCAGGACUCUCCAAGACUGGUUGUGAAACAGGUGCCAAAGGUGUGCUUCUGCUUUUUAUUAUAUGGGCAUCAGGAAAGUUAAUUCCUAACCACCAGCUUAAAACUGGCCACUGGUAGUGGGGGGAGUGUUCUGUCCUCCUCUCACAAGCCAUUAUUUGUCUGAAUGUGGGUUGGUGACUCCUAGCAGAUGCAGACUGCAUCACUGUCUCAGGGCAGCUCCAGGUUGCACACGUCCAGGCAAUCUGCCAAUAUCUGACCAAAGGUGGGACACCGUCCUUUCCAUCACUUGCAGCUUGAAAAUCCAUCAGAUUUAACAUGCCAGUGGCUGGGUGAGUGUAGUGAAAGACCAUGUAUGCUGCCUGGAAGAGCUCUGUGCCUGUAAAUCAGUGUGAUCACUUGAGCUUGGGCUCUUCUCUUUCAGAAAAUAAGUUAUGGGCUUUCUCUUAAGUUUUAGCUGAUGUUGUUAUACUUGGAUUCCACCAUGUGAGCUUACACCAAAGACUCUUUUAUUUGCUCUUUGACAAAAAUAAUUUCAAAAAUCUAAACCAAUUUGUGGUUCUGUUCAGGUGCCUGUGACAUUCACAUUUUACUAAUACCUUGCACUUCUGGUUGAAGUGAGAGUAAGGAUUCAAUAAAGAAAUAAUGAUGUGGUCAUUCAGGUGUUUACCAGUGCUUUUCACUUCACCUGUUACUAAGUUUUAAAAUACAGGGUAAAGAAAAUUGUUUACAGCACCUCGUGUCUCUGAAUUGCAAAGAAUGAAUCCACAAGAAAAGCCUAGAUAUUUUAAUUUUUUGUUGUUGUAUCAGUCUGAAUUUAUUUAGCAACCAUGUUGUUAUGAUGAUGGGGACAAUUUUUGACUUCUGGCAGAACUUGCACUUCAGUUGUCCAGCUGUCCCUGAAAGGUAUCUCUUGAAAUCAGAUCUCAUUUUAAGUGCUGUAGUUAGCAUGCCGCUCAGUUUCUGUGCCUUUGCCAACAUGAGGGCCAGAUUCCUUUGUGCCAAUGAAGUUGCCUUUUAUAUACAAACAUCUGCCUUGUCCAGGUGUGCAGUUUGCUGAGGGUGUUUGUAAUUUUGUGUGCAGCACUAGACUCGACAACGGGAGAAUUUCUCUCCAAAAACCUUGCCAUGACUGUUUCUGGCCUAGUGAUACACAGAGGUGACAUGAAGCUUUUAGAUAAGUGUUGCAUGCAAUGAUGCUAAACAUUAUAAUAUUUAAAAUUAAAAUGCCUUUAUUAGAAACCUUGCUGUUUACAUUAAGUAAAAAUGUGGAUUUCUUCCUGUGUUAACUAUGCUGGCAUUGCUGAUUGGCUAUUUGGUCAAGUGUGUGUAUUUAACAGUGUGUUACUACUGCUUGGACCUCUACACAAUUCAGUGUAAUGUCAUACCUGACACAGUUUUCUGUAGCACAUAUCAAAACACGUGCCAGCUAAAAGUGCCUUUAAUUGUUCCAGGUAUCUUCCUGCUCAUUUUUAUCACUUUCAGUAGAGAAAUGUGUAUCCCUAGAUCUCUGGCUACUCACUGGGAUCAUAUAUUUCAAAGUGUAGUGAAUAAUUUUGAUGUCAUUUGAAAACUUAAAAAGAUUUCUGCAAUACUGGUAUCACCUUUUCUCAGGUAACUGAAUUGCCAAAAACUAUUUUAUCAAAGUAGUCCAGUUGUGCAUUUGUCUGAUCAAUGUUCCCCACUUCUGUUUUAUUGAAUAGUCUGUAAAAGAAAUCCAAGGCUUUCUCAUUCCUCUAGCUCAACUUCUUCAAUUCCUUAGAUGAAAUUUUUAGUUCAUGUUCCUUGUAACCAACAAGAAGAAAACAUAAUGGAGGUUGGGCUUUUGUUCACAGCCUCUUGAUCCUUGAGAAUAUGAUUCUUGUUGACUGAUACUUCUAUGUGUUCUAACUCGGCUUUUCACAUGACACUAUAAACCUUAGUUUGCAGAUGUCCCCAGUCUAAGGUUGACCUUCACUAUGCUUAUUUGGUGUGUUUAAAGAAAGAGCUCAGACACAGAUUUCAGUUUGUUUGACAUUAAGAGAAAGUUGUGACUCUAAUAUUUUUUUUAUUAAAUAAAUAAAUAAUAAUGCUACUGCCAA
Passer domesticus (house sparrow) is the source of this 4888-nucleotide messenger RNA. It is a transcript of the gene CDCP1, whose product is annotated as CUB domain containing protein 1. The coding region runs from base 82 to 2577 and encodes 831 amino acids. NCBI's taxonomy places the organism in Eukaryota, Metazoa, Chordata, Aves, Passeriformes, Passeridae. The record is from RefSeq and is a predicted model, not a curated record. The transcript is spliced from 9 exons.